This is a messenger RNA of Diuraphis noxia (Russian wheat aphid), 1551 nucleotides long. RefSeq lists its product as uncharacterized. Lineage: Eukaryota; Metazoa; Arthropoda; Insecta; Hemiptera; Aphididae. The record is from RefSeq and is a predicted model, not a curated record. Gene Ontology annotation, cellular component: membrane.
GACUGGGUCUCCACUAUUGUUCGAGACGGCCGGUUUGUCUGCCGUGUGUGUGCGCGGUGYAUAUUCCCGUAACGAGCGACCGAGUGUUUAUUAUUUUUCUGUGUAAUUCUCUCGUUUGUGUAUGAUAAUAUAUUCUGUGUGUGUGCGCGCGCGUGUGUGUUUGAAUAAAAAUAUCACCAUCGGCCAUCGCAGACGGGGGUUCGUAUUUGGUCUGUUUUCGAAAAUGUGGUAAAAAUCUCGACGGUCGAUCACGUAUUCGAGACCGGAAUCGUCGCCCAAUAUUUUUCAUAUCUUUCGUCGGAACACACGAUUAUUGUGUAGUGUGAUAUUUUCGUCACACUGUGGCCYAGCUGACACCUUSGAGUCAAACGCCGACUAAACGCAACUGAACGAACAUGCCUUGUUCCGCAGUCACUCUUUCGUUGGCCACCAUCACGGCCAUCGUGGCCACGGCUUUACUGGCCAUCGCUUUUUCCACCGACAAUUGGGUGUACUACGAAGUCAGAAGGAAUCAAAUACAAAAUGCCGUUAGCCAGCGUAGUCAAACUUCAGUACUCGAACAAAUGAAUAAAUAUUUCUAUUUUACAAGAACGAAGGGUCUUUUUAGAAUAUGCUAUCCCAAGGACAGGCCUCCAGCAGUUGAAACCUAUUUGAGUCCCGUCGAAACACAUUGUAUGAAUGUCGACUAUUUCUUUUUGGACCCGGAAAAUCAGACACAUGAGUUCUCUGAAGACGCCAUGACCAGAUUACACAUGGGAAGAUCAACUAUCGCCUUAUUCAUUGUCAGCUUUUUCGUAAUGUUCAUCGCUUUUUGGACCGGAGUCGCGGGUUGCUGGAGAAGAUCGCCCGGAAAUAUCACGGCCACUGCAAUUUUAGUGCUAUUGGCAUGCCUACUUAGCGCUGGCGCUAUGGGAUUCUGGCACGGUGUGGAAUACUACGAAAAAGAACGUGUAGUAGGAGAAGAGUUUUACCAGCAGUGGAAUAACAUUCUUAAGGACAACACUCGUAUAUCUUAUGAUUGGUCGUUCUUCAUGGCGUGGACUGGCGUUGCAUUUUCUUUGGUGUCUGCUAUACUGUUUUCCGGCGCUGCAAUCUGUCUACGUGGCGAACGCGAAAGAGAAGAGGCUCUCAACAUGCAAUACUUAAUGCCUGUAUAUCCACAAAAACAACAAUAUGCUUAUGCUGGAUACCCAGCACCAAAUUCAUAUCCAUCGGGACCCUACUACCAUGGACAACAACAACAACCACAAUACGCCGGCCACUACAAUUACUAGGCAAAGCGUUGUAUAAGCUGGACCAGUCAGUUUAAAUUAUACAUUUUUUUGUCCAGCUAAUAUAUUAUAUAUUUUCGAUGAAAACCGUAAAUGUAUGGUUAUAUAUACGUUUUCUUUGUAAAAUUGGCUGGACAUUAUAAAUACUAUUGUUUUACGACCGCACAUUUCAAUGAGAUUUCCUAUGAAUACUCAAAAUUUGUGUGAUUUUAAAACAAUAAUUCGUAACUAAYUUAUAAAUACGUUUUUAUAAGCUCAUAUAUUAUUAUACUUGACAGAA